Molecule: messenger RNA, 2245 nt
Organism: Exophiala oligosperma
Lineage: Eukaryota; Fungi; Ascomycota; Eurotiomycetes; Chaetothyriales; Herpotrichiellaceae
Exons: 6
Coding region: 137-1678 (513 amino acids)
Biological process (GO): chromate transport
Molecular function (GO): chromate transmembrane transporter activity
Source: RefSeq, a predicted model, not a curated record
CGCCCGUGGCAUUCUUAUUAGCCACAGCAAAUGAUGUGAUUACGACCAUUCCGCUCUUUGCACUCGUACCUUGCAGAAGAAUUCAACAGCUUCAUUUCACCUCUAUUGCCUCGAAAGAUGAGCUGCUGAUGCGAACAUGCUUUCAUCUUUAAUUGCAACCCUCGUGAGAACGCGGCGUCAGGUAUAUCGCUAUCUACGCGAAACUGCAGAACACAGGAGCCACAUUAUUCGAGAAGUUGUGCAGAAGAAUGGCGCCCUCGGAUUCAUAUGUUUUGGUGGACCGCCUGUUCAUUUCCAGAUCUUUCACCAGCGAUUUGUCGAAAAGUAUCAGUGGCUCGAUGAGCCUAUGUUCCAAGAAUUGUUUGCGGUAACACAAGCCCUCUCGGGACCUGGAAGCACAAAAAUGCUGUAUUGCAUCAACCUCAAUCGGAAUGGCUUCUGGAGUGCUUUGGCAGCCUUUUUAUUGUGGUCAAUCCCCGGGGCUCUCGGCAUGUAUGUAUUGUCGCUCGGUAUGUCCAAUGUUGGUGACAACCUUCCUGCACCAGCCUAUGCUCUUCUUUCAGGGCUCAAUGCUGCGACCGUGGGAGUGAUUGCUCUUGCUGCGGUACAAUUGUCCCAGAAGACUAUAACAGACAAAGUUAGCCGAAUAUUGGUCUUUCUCGGGGCAACUGCUGGGAUGUUAUACAAUGCAUUAUGGUUCUUCCCGGUUCUCAUCUUCCUGGCCGGGCCUGUGACAAUCGUCUGGGACCUUAGAAUACUCCAUUCCAUCUUCUCUCGAGCUCAAAGUCUUUUCCUCCGCGCAAGGCAUACAGAAGGUCGAGACCUAGAGAUGACGAGUACAGGAACAAAUAAUACCGAGGGUGUAUCAGCUCGAGACACUUCCAUAGGACCAGAAACGCCACAGAUCGACAGUGCGAAUUCCAAUAUCGAGCCCACCGUCUCAAUCUCCAACGGCUCACGAGAGAGAUCAACUGCAAGAGCCAUCCCUAGAGAUAGAGAGCUGAAGGUAUCCUGGCGAUUCGGUAUCAUUCUCAUAGUGGCAUUCCUAGCUACUUUCUUUGCCGUCAUGAUCUUACGAGGUGUCAUCCAGCAACGGCCAUUGUUGUUCAGCUUGUUUUCCAACUUGUAUCUUGCAGGCACAAUCAUCUUUGGCGGCGGACCAGUGGUAAUUCCACUACUCAGACAGUAUAUCGUGACGGAGGGCUGGGUAUCCCCUCGCGAUUUUCUCUUGGGACUGGCCAUCGUACAAGCAUUCCCAGGGCCGAAUUUUAAUUUUGCGGUCUACCUUGGCUCACUAGCCGCCAUCAAUGCUUCACUCCCCAGCAUAUCAGGCGCUCUGAUCAGUUACGUCGGUAUAUUCGCGCCGGGUCUGAUCCUCGUUCAUGGAACAAUGGGACUUUGGAGCGCGCUUCGUACUCGACGCUGGUUCAAGGCUGGUCUACGUGGGAUUAACGCUGCAGCUGUGGGCUUGAUCUACACUGCCAUUUACCGUCUCUGGGAGAUUGGCUAUAUUGAUGAGAACUUCACGAGUGGCUCGAGUCUGGGCCGUGAUCCUUGGUGGGUCGUAAUAACAGCAACAAGUUACGUUGGCGGGUGCUGGUUUGGACUCCCCGUUUCUCUUGCUAUUUUACUCGGCGGUGUCAUGGGGCUCGUCAGAUAUGGGGUUACGGCGACGUGAUCGCCUGAAGCAUGGAUGAUAUGAUAUAUUGCCGCCGUUUUGUUAUGCCUCCCACUUCCUGCCACGUUCUGCGGCAAGUACUUCUUUAAUAUGGCUCAGGUCUGCAUCUGGUCUGGGACUUGGAUCAUAUUUCCCAGCUUGUUUGUCCCAGCCUUCUUCAACAACCCUUUCUUCAGCUAUUGUCUUCAGCACGCAAGUUCCACCGCUAUACUCUUUACUUUCCACCAUUUUCAGCAUCAUGUCAGCAAUGGUUUUCGGCGGCAUCAAUUUCCGCUCCGAAUUCUUGGUCAAUUUCAUGACCUCGUCGUCUCGGUCCUCCCACAACGGACUCUUAACUGUCCCAGGUAGCACACAGACGAUUCUGACGCCAAACUCUGGGUCUGCCUGACCCAAUGAUUUGGCCAGACCCACCACUGCAUGUUUUGUUGUGGAAUAGAGUGGUGCGAAGAAAUUCCCUCUGAUACCUGCAGUGGAGGCCACAUGACAGACCACUCCCUUCUUGUUGGCAGAUGCUAAGGCUUGCAUCGCAAGGCGAGUGAGUUUGACCGGAUGUUGGAUAUUGAUAGC